GUUGAGCAGCGAGCGCGCAAAUAAAUACAAAUUUCACCGACUAACUUUAGUUAAUAUUCUUGCUUAAAAUCGGUUAUAUGCGGGCCGAGAGUAUAGUUUAGUAUUCGUCUGUGAAAUGAGUGAUUUUGCAAGUGCUUGUGAGAAUUCCCGCUAGAGUUGGUUGAGAAUAAAACAAGGCAUAUACAGAAAACACCAGCAGCCAUGGCGGCCCGGCAGUGGUUGGGGGUGCCUGAGGGGACAGUGGGUGGCAGGACGGCAGGCGCUUGGCCUGCCAUAUUGCUGUGCGUGCUCUUGUUUACCAGUGCGACGCACGCAAGCUCCCUGAACGCCAUCGAGGAGCCCGUCACCCGGCGCCACCACCAGCGGCAUCACGAGCGGGAACGAGAGCAGCAGCAGCGCGAGGAGAGCGGCUACUGUGCCCCGUACAAUGGCAAGGUGUGCAAGCAGUACAUCACCGGCCAGGUGUGGUACAGCCUGGAGGAUCCCACGGGCGGCUGGAAGAACGAGCAGGUGACCACGGCGCUGUGGGAUGAGCUGAUAUCCGAUCUUUCGGGCCUGUGCCGCGAAGCUGCCGAGAAAAUGCUCUGCGCCUAUGCCUUCCCCAACUGCCACUUGGAGGGUCCUGGUGGCCGCGCCGUCAAGGCUCCGCUUUGCUUCGAGGACUGCCAGGCCACGCACCUGCAAUUCUGCUACAACGACUGGGUGCUCAUCGAGGAGAAGAAGGAACGCGGUAAUUUUAUCAAAAGCCGCGGCCACUUCCGGCUUCCCAACUGUUCCGCCCUGCCGCACUACAACGCCUCCAUGCGACGGCCCAAUUGCUCCUACAUUGGCCUGACCGAGCUCAAGGAGUCAGAAGUGAGCUACGACUGUCGCAAUGGUAACGGACGGUUCUACAUGGGCACCGCAAACAUGACCAAGUCGGGCAUUCCCUGCCAACGCUGGGACACUCAGUACCCGCACAAGCACAUCCAACCGCCUCUGGUGUUCCAUCAGCUCCUGGAGGGGGAGAACUACUGCCGAAACGCGGGUGGCGAGGAACCGCAUCCCUGGUGCUACACGGUGGACGAGUCAGUGCGCUGGCAGCACUGCGACAUACCUUUAUGCCCGGACUACGUGGACCCCAAUGCCGGCGACCUGAACACGCCCAUCAAGAUGGAGAAGUUUUUUACGCCCUCGAUGAUCUUCCUGCUGGCUGGCAUUGGUUUUGUGACCAUUGUGGCCCUGCACCUGAUGAUCCUGCUUGUCUACAAGCUGUCCAAGCACAAAGACUACUCGCAGCCCGCGGGAGCAGCCACCAACGACUGCAGCAUUUCGAUGCGGGGCAUGGGAGAGUGUGCCGCAAACUUAAACACCAGCCGGGAGACCCUGGGUGGCAAUGGGAACACGAAUACCCUGGGCAAGUGGGGCACCAUUAGGAGCACAGCCACCGUGCACAGCAACUGCGUGGCCCUCACGACCAUUCCCAAGGAGGAGUCGAAGGGCACCAAACAGAAUGCGCGCCUCGAGAAGCUGGAGUAUCCACGUGGCGAAAUAGUAUAUGUGAGAUCCCUGGGACAAGGCGCCUUUGGUCGCGUCUUCCAGGCCAGAGCUCCGGGGCUGGUGCCUGGUCAGGAGGACUUGCUGGUGGCUGUGAAGAUGCUCAAGGACGAUGCCAGCGAUCAGAUGCAGAUGGACUUCGAGCGCGAGGCUUGCCUACUGGCCGAGUUCGAUCAUCCGAACAUCGUCAGGCUGCUGGGCGUGUGUGCCCUGGGCCGGCCCAUGUGCCUUCUGUUCGAGUACAUGGCGCCCGGGGAUCUCAGUGAGUUCCUGCGCGCCUGCUCUCCGUACGCCACCCACCAGGCGCCGAACCGUGAUCGCCUGCAGCUCAACGAGCUGCAUCUGCUCCAGAUGGCCGCCAACAUAGCGGCGGGCAUGCUUUACCUUUCGGAGCGCAAGUUCGUUCACCGGGACCUGGCCACGAGGAAUUGCCUGAUCAACGAGCACAUGGCGGUGAAGAUUGCCGACUUUGGGCUGUCGCACAAGAUCUAUCUGCAGGACUACUACAAGGGCGACGAGAACGACUUCAUCCCGAUCCGCUGGAUGCCGCUGGAGAGCAUACUGUAUAACAAGUUCUCGCUAGAGUCAGACGUGUGGGCCUACGGCAUUUGCCUGUGGGAGAUCUUCUCCUUCGCCCUGCAACCGUACUUUGGCCUAACCCACGAGGAGGUUAUCAAGUACAUCAAGGAGGGCAACGUCCUCGGCUGUCCGGACAACACGCCGCUCUCCGUCUACGCUCUGAUGCGUCGCUGCUGGAACCGCAAGCCGAACGAGCGGCCGGGCUUCGCUGAGAUAAACCACUGCAUCCAGCACAGCAUCGCCGAGAGCGAGUGCAAGGCGAUGCUCUAGAGGAUCGCUCAAAAGAGAGGAAAACGUAACGAAUCCGUGCACCACACAACGUUCGUCCGCUGUCUUCCGGGCAUUCAAUAGAACCGUAUAUUCACACAAACACACUGGGUGAUUCGCAAAGGCUGAACCAUCUUAGCGGGAAACUGUAAUCCAUUAUACCCCGCCGAGAUGCCGUGUCCUCGAUAUUUAUUCCAGUGUAAUUUCGCACAUUUUAUACUAAACCUAUAUGCAUAUUGAUUUGAAUUACCGCAGCAAUAGGCGGGAUCAGAGGGAUGUUGUGAUUAAGUUAGUUUAAAGACCACUCCAUAUCGUUACGGAUACGCUUCCUUACCAUGUC
Messenger RNA from Drosophila kikkawai, 2722 nucleotides. It is a transcript of the gene Nrk, whose product is annotated as Neurospecific receptor kinase. Gene Ontology annotation, biological process: protein phosphorylation; positive regulation of kinase activity; multicellular organism development. The record is from RefSeq and is a predicted model, not a curated record. Gene Ontology annotation, cellular component: plasma membrane; signaling receptor complex. Lineage: Eukaryota; Metazoa; Arthropoda; Insecta; Diptera; Drosophilidae. Gene Ontology annotation, molecular function: ATP binding; Wnt-protein binding; transmembrane receptor protein tyrosine kinase activity.